GCUUUCCUGAAUGACAGGGGCGAUUGCUAAACUUGGACUGGAGGCGUCCAGAAGCUCCUGUCAGCUGUUGCGCACAUUCCGGUUAAGGCGCAUAAUCCAGAACCGCCGCCUUGGGGAAGCCCACUAUAUAAAAGCCGACAAACUGCAGCUGGUGUUUUCAGAAAACGCUUUGAGUGCAAAAGAAAAGCACCACUGGACUUUAAGUAGCACAUGUAAAUAAACCGGUAGAAUAGGAGAAGUGAAUGUUUAUACUGAACAUUUCUGGAAAAGCAAGGUGGUAUUCAACAGUUUGUGAUCUCAACUGAAAACCUUAUGUAAUAUUUCGUUAAGGUUGUGGUAGUGUAGAAAAAGCAAAGAAAACAAAAGUAGUCUACGUUUGCCCUUCAUUGUCCAGGCGAAUUACACAAUGGCGGACGGAGAGUUCUACCCCUUGGGCAACAGGCAGAGGAUCUCGCGGGACCCGUUUAGAGAUCAGUCACUCGCUUCUCGGUUUAUGGAUGACGACUUUGGAAUGGCACCUUUUUCCGAAGACCUGUCAAUGGACUGGCCAGGCUGGGCACGACCCAGGCUAAGCACCCGUUUGGGCUCACCCUGGACCGGCUCCUUGCGGUCGGGGUUCCCUCGCUCGUCCAGGAGUGGUAGCCCCGGUCCUUCGUUCAGCUCGAUGUACAGCGAGCCCCGUGGUUCGCCCGUCUCUGUCCCGGGAGAGCCAUGGAAAGUUUGCGUGAAUGUGCACAGCUUCAAACCAGAAGAGAUUAACGUUAAAACUAAAGACGGAUUUGUAGAAGUUUCAGGAAAACACGAGGAAAAGCAAGAAGAGGGGAGCAUCGUGACAAAAAACUUCACCAAGAAAAUCCAAAUACCGUCAGAUGUUGACCCCGUCAGCGUCUUCGCCUCCUUGUCUCCCGAGGGGGUCCUCAUAAUCGAGGCGCACCAGACACCCCCUUACUACCUUUUCAGCAGCGAGCCACCCAAAGAGAAGGAAGCGCCGGAGCUCAAAACUCAGGAAGCCCCCUUGGCUUAGGAAGCGUUGGCCUUGAUGAUGGGACGCAAGCACGCGACAGCCCCUCCAACCCCUCCUCCCCUCCUGCCCCAAAACUUCUGUGACAUUUAAGAACGUCCUCCUGAUUAGAUGAGCACACGUCCAUUUACAAGGCUCUGGUCCCCUUUGUAAAAGUCGAGCUGGGGACGCCCCCAUCCUGGACUAACCAGGACUCGCCCCCCCCCCCCUUAGAGUAACCCAAUCAAAUUUCAGAACUAGAAGGUGGCCUGCCCCAGCGGAGCCUAGCUUCUUGGUGGUCAAGAUGUGAAAUGUCAAAAGACAAAGGAAGUUUGCAGGUUACCGUCCACCUGGAUAAUCCCAUGACGCUGAAGGGUAGGCCGUGUAUCGAGCAAGCACCAAUAAAUUAGAUAUCUGCUUUUCAGUGUGACACCAUCCCCUGUGCAAUCCCAUCCUUCACCAGCAGGUCACAUGACCCAGAAUUCUCCAAAAAGGCCACCAGACAGGGUGUUUUUUAUUUUGCCACAUGUGGUACCUUUUUUAAAGAUAAUGUCAAACUGUCCAGAGUUUGCCUGUGUACGUUUGAUCAAGCCGAUCAAAUCGACGUGUAGGUGUGCACACCUCGUCCAUGGAGUGGGCUUGGUUCUCAAUCAUAUUUUGUUGGAGAAAUUUUAUAAGAAAUAGUAACUUCAACAGUGUGUAACAAUGUGUUUUUUUUUCCAUGUGUAAAUAUGUUUUCUCGAGAAAAGUCAAUACAUCGAUCAGUCCAGUGACAUUAUAGAGGUCUUACAAAAUGGUGUUCUUUGCCUUUUUUUUUUUUUUUACUUGUACAUGUGACGGUGUUUGUUAUGCAAAAUGCAUACAUUGUUGACAGCGCUCCACCAGAUGUCUUUGUAAUGUUUAUGAAACAAUAAACCCUCCAGACGCUA
Molecule: messenger RNA, 1929 nt
Organism: Anguilla anguilla (European eel)
Lineage: Eukaryota; Metazoa; Chordata; Actinopteri; Anguilliformes; Anguillidae
Gene: hspb8
Product: heat shock protein b8
Exons: 3
Coding region: 407-1024 (205 amino acids)
Biological process (GO): cellular response to unfolded protein
Cellular component (GO): cytoplasm; protein folding chaperone complex; nucleus
Molecular function (GO): protein homodimerization activity
Source: RefSeq, a predicted model, not a curated record